This is a messenger RNA of Lolium rigidum, 672 nucleotides long. RefSeq lists its product as uncharacterized. Lineage: Eukaryota; Viridiplantae; Streptophyta; Magnoliopsida; Poales; Poaceae. Gene Ontology annotation, molecular function: aspartic-type endopeptidase activity. The record is from RefSeq and is a predicted model, not a curated record. Gene Ontology annotation, biological process: proteolysis. The transcript has 2 exons. Bases 1 to 672 code for a protein of 223 amino acids.
AUGCCGCUGGCCUCGCCCCCACGCUACGCCAAGCUGGACUUCGCUACGUAUGACGGCGUCGAAGACCCCCUCAACUGGCUCAACCAGUGCGAGCAGUUCUUCCGGGGACAGCGUACCCUUGCUUCGGACCGGACGUGGCUCGCCUCGUACCACCUCCGCGGCGCCGCCCAGACAUGGUACUACUCCCUGGAGCAGGACGAGGGUGACAUGCCCCCAUGGGACCGGUUCCGUGAGCUCUGCCUUCUCCGCUUCGGCCCCCCAAUCCGCGGCAGCCGCUUGGCGGAACUUGGGCGUUUGGCGUUCACCACCACGGUGCAGGACUUCGCCGACCGCUUCCAGGCCCUCGCAUGCCAUGCGCCCGGCGUGACGGGCCAACAGCGCGCCGAGCUCUUCAUUGGCGGCCUCCCGGACCACAUCCGUGUGGACACAGUUGACGUGGGGGAGGGCGACCCGACAACCGGGACGGUUGCCGCCGCGUCCGAGACGGCCGACCCGACCGACGCGGCUGCCACGGCCUUCGUCGUCUCUCUACACGCGCUCGCCGGCAUCCGCCACGAGCGGACGAUGCUGCUGCCGGUCACUAUCCAGGGCGAGCCUCUGGUGGCGCUGUUGGACACGGGGUCUACGCAUAACUUUCUCCCCGCCGCCACUAUGCGCCGCCUCACGCUAUAG